GCCAAAGACACUCACCAAGUUUAUUCAGAGAUGUCUUUGUCGAGUGUGCAAACCUACCGUUCAAUUGUCAGGGAAAUCAACAGAGCGACUCAUGCCGCAUGCCAGGCCAUUGCACCACGCCCGACCAGAAACCCGGCCAUCGCUUCCAACUUCCGGAGGCUGUUUGAACAUGGCAAGGGCGGCGAGCCCUUUGCGUAUGAUAUGCAAAAUGCGCUGACUUUCAUGCACUCCCAGCGCAUGCACAAGGCUCUCUUGGAUCGUUACAACCCUCUUCACGAUUUGACGACGGAAGAGCAGAUCAAGGCGACAGCGCGUCGUGUAGGUCUUGACAUGCCCAUAUCGGGCGGCAACAAAGACAACUAA
Phanerochaete carnosa HHB-10118-sp is the source of this 363-nucleotide messenger RNA. RefSeq lists its product as uncharacterized. Bases 31 to 363 code for a protein of 110 amino acids. The record is from RefSeq and is a predicted model, not a curated record. Lineage: Eukaryota; Fungi; Basidiomycota; Agaricomycetes; Polyporales; Phanerochaetaceae. Gene Ontology annotation, cellular component: mitochondrial matrix. The transcript has 3 exons. Gene Ontology annotation, biological process: mitochondrial proton-transporting ATP synthase complex assembly.